Messenger RNA from Aureobasidium namibiae CBS 147.97, 651 nucleotides. RefSeq lists its product as uncharacterized. The transcript has 3 exons. The coding region runs from base 1 to 651 and encodes 216 amino acids. The record is from RefSeq and is a predicted model, not a curated record. Lineage: Eukaryota; Fungi; Ascomycota; Dothideomycetes; Dothideales; Saccotheciaceae.
AUGCCUUUCAUCCGCACGAAUACCGCUACUACUUCACAUCUGGUCAGUUGCGAUGGUGCCAGGACUACGCACUGGCAAACUCCUGGCUCCGGCAACAGCGUCUUGGAGAUUCAGACAUACCCAGAUUCUUCCAAAGUCACAAAGGCUCAACGUGCCCAGCUAGAAGAGUAUUUCACUGUCACACAAGGAACCUUUAUCUUCACGCUCAACGGCAAAGAGACCAAGAUUUCUGCGACGGAUCCCAACCCCAGGAUAUCAAUCACCCCUGGUGCACCUCACACCUUCACUCCAGAUCCAUCGCACAGAGGCCCUUGCGUUAUCGAGAUCUCGGCCGAGACAUCUCCCCUAUCGUCAGAAACCACAGCCACUGAUCUGGGCAUUAGCGAGCGAUUCUUCCGCAACCUCUACUCUUAUCUCGAAGAUUGCAGUCGGCAGAACACCUCUCCCAGUCUUCCUCAACUUUUGUUGUUCCUAGACUCGGCCGAAGUGAGUUUGGGUUGGAGUGUUGGACCGACAUGGUUGAUGCAGUAUUUGAGCUACGGACUCGGAGUUGUAGUCGGUCGCUGGAUUGGCGGAGGCCUGUUGGGCUACAAGGGCUCGUACCCAGAGUACUACAACCCUGCGCUCAACGAGACCAAGAAGGCAAAGUGA